This is a messenger RNA of Acanthaster planci (crown-of-thorns starfish), 3673 nucleotides long. RefSeq lists its product as uncharacterized. Lineage: Eukaryota; Metazoa; Echinodermata; Asteroidea; Valvatida; Acanthasteridae. The record is from RefSeq and is a predicted model, not a curated record.
ACCAUAAACAAGGUUGGGGAGGCGGUCUUUACUUACUGUGCUACUGACUGGCACCGAGUGAGGAGUUGGUGAAAUUGUAUAUUUUUUACAGCGUUAGUCAAAACAGCCGACACGCUGUACACAUUUUGAUGUUGGUCUUUUCAUGAUGGGAGCUGCAAAAUGUUCGGUGUUUUGUCGUAUUCGAAGAAGCUGGAGUUGUCGGGGUAGUGUUAUAGACGGACGCUUUAAAAGCAGAAUCGGAUUUUAAAAUCAUUAUUAAUACACCAUAAAUGCACGACCAGGAGGGUGAAAAUAGUUGAUUGAACAGUGAGUAAUGUGUCACAAAAUAUUUUUUCAGAGAGACCGAAAUAGUUUGCGUAGCGAGAAUGGGACAAUCCAACUUUAAUACAUUAGUGUUUAACACCGUGCUCAUUAAAUCUAAGGAAGCAAAGCAGCCUCGAAGACAAAGUGCAACAAACGCAAGAACUACUAUACAUCACGAUGUUCACCUUUCCGUCCUUGGACUCAAACAACGUGAAUAAUGAUAAUUACUUGAAGCCUUUGGUUAGAAUCUGUCAAUAGAAAACGGCAAAAUGAUUUCUUUGUCAAUUACCCUAUAUUUUGUCGAUUAUGUCGUGUCAAUCAAACUGAUAAAGAUAACCAGCCCUUUCAAAUGAAUAUUUACCUCUGAGGCAAUGCAAAUGGGAUUCCUCAAAACACGCCGCAUAGGUGAUGCUCACUUAAAGACACAGGCUCGUAUACGCAGACUUCAUUUAACUGUACUGUUCUUUGCGAGCAACAGGGCUUUAAACAAGGUAAGUUCCAUAUCCAAUUAUGUACAUGAAGAUGUCAGUAUUUUUAGUGAUAGGCAACGCAUUACUACAUGUAACUGACUCUUGAAUAAUUGUUUAGUACUUAAUACGCACUUAAAGAUUCGAAGAAAUGAAAUUCAGGAACAAUGCCGGUCAACUUGUCAUUCUGAAAUGAUUGUCUACAUUCCCUACGACAGCAGGUUUAUUCCUUUUUCCUCAUAAUUUAUCCGAGAGUUAUGUACGUCUUUUUUGCAACGUAUUUUCAACUGUCUGUUGGGUUUUUACCACUCUUUGAGUAUUGAGUGCUUCGUGUUUCCAUCAGCAAAGAAUUAAUAGUCACGAAAUAACGUUGUUCGAAUACAUGUAUUUGCAGAUAGAAAACGUGUUAAAAAAGGAUGCAUGCGUGAGACGUGAAAAACAAUGCAUUCCUCUUCCCCUCUUAGCACGAUGGACAACAUUAUGAGACCACUCCUUCUCGUUGCCUUCUUCAGUUCAGCGGUAUGGGCCUCUAAGCUACCUAGCAUCUGGCCUAGGGGAACCUACGCCCUGCCCAUGCCUAUCGGUGGCUGCCCCAAUACUUACUACUACUGGAAGACCGGCCGGAGGUACCAGGACACCACAGACGUCUUCCCCAACAACAAGUGGUCUAACCCGUUGCACUUAUAUGGCUCGAAGUCUUGGACACACGUAGAGCAGAACUUUUGUGUCAAGACAGACUACAAUAUGGGUGGUGGGAGCAACCCAGAUUGGGAGCCAGGACAGUACUGCAUCUUUAAAAAGGGAAAGUUCUGUCCAGACCGUUUCAGGGAAGGAUGGAUCAAGUGGGACGACCAGAACAUAUUUAACCGUAACGACCAGAGUGGUGAGUUGCCGGAAGGUGUCUAUGACGAUGACACUAAGAUCUACUUCUGCUGCAGGGAAGACGGUGAUGCGGGCACUCCACUGACCUUGCCGGUAGACAAACCAUUCUUCCUGUUUCGGAAGAACGGCAAUUGCCAGGCUGUGGACCGCAUGACCGUGCUGGUAGAGUGGUUCCGCUGGGAUGGUCAGGACGACUUGAUUGACUUGAACAAAUAUCGCGAUGGUAGUGUGCCAGAUCUGGAAAACAAAAGCGGUGACAACCACAAGCUGAUGUACUGCUAUUACUCUUACACGAUGGGCAACAUUAUGAGACCACUCCUUCUCGUUGCCUUCUUCAGUUCAGCUGUAUGGGCCGCCAAGCAACCUAGCGUCUGGCCAAGGGGAACCUACGCCCUGCCCAUGCCUAUCGGUGGCUGCCCCAAUACUUACUACUACUGGAAGACCGGCUGGAGGUACCAAGACACCGCAGACUUCUUCCCCAGCAACAGGUGGUCUAACCCGUUACACUUAUAUGGCUCGAAGUCUUUGACACAUGUGGAGCAGCACUUUUGUGUGAAGACAGACUUAGAGAUGGGCAAUGGGAGCAACCCAGAUUGGGAGCCAGGACAGUACUGCAUCUUUAAAAAGGGAAAGUUCUGUCCAGACCGUUUCAGUGAAGGAUGGAUCAAGUGGGACGACAAGAACCACGUGAACGAUAACGAUAAGAGCGGUGAGCUGCCGGAAGGUGUCUACGACGACGACACUAAGAUUUACUUCUGCUGCAGGGAAGACGGCGAUGUUGGCUCUCCAUUGACCCUGCCGAUAGACAAACCAUUCUUCCUGUUUCGGAAGAACGGCGAUUGCCAGGCUGUGGACCGCAUGACCAUGCUGGUAGAGUGGUUCCGCUGGGAUGGUGAGAACGAUCUGAUUGAUUUCAACAAAUAUCGCGAUGGUAGUGUGCCAGAUCUGAAAAACAUAGGCGGUGACAACCACAAGCUGAUGUACUGCUAUUACUAUUAGACCGAAGAAAAACACUCGAUUAGUUUUGAGAAAUCUCGGCAAUUUAAUUCUCGCAAGAGUAUUAUCGACUCUAAUCCUUCUCUCUUUAAAUGAACACAUAAUUGAGACAAAUUAACCAACUUCAGUCUUUUAAUUUGUGAUUGAUAUGUACCACAAUCUCAGGUGAUUCACUACUCCUCGGCCCUAUCCAUUGGACCGGCAUCGUGCUCGAUGCUGCAUUCACUUUUGAAUCCCCCCCACACACACAUCCCAAAAGUUGGACACGCCGCUGGCGCAAAGCCCUAUCAAUUUAGUAUCCAAAUAAGGUAUUGCAAUUGUCAGAAAUGAUUAAAUAAAAUAUUUUGAUCAUUGAAAAGCUGGUAUAUGCACGACGAUCUCCAUGUUUAUUAAAUACUAAUGUCUUCAGGUUCAAACACCCUGCGGAACUGACACUCAAUUUUCUUCAAAUAUGAACCCCGAGCUGGACCAAGAGUGGGCGCAGUUUUCCUAAUAACGCGGGCUCCCGUGGUCGGUUAUAAUGUUCCGAGUUGGUCUACCGAACUUUAUAUCGCCAAUGAGUCCUCACUGUUUAUUUCUCAUUUCUAAUUGAAUAUGGUAUGUUAAUUCGUCAAAGGUCAAACAUUACAUUUUGAGUCAACUGUCAAGUUUCCACUAUAUCUACUUUCGAUCUAUGGUUUUACGGAGGGUUAACAAAGGGGGUUCUACAGUCAUUUGCAAGAGUUUAAGACUGCAUGCAAAAUGCAGUAACUCGAAGGAAAAACAACAUUUAGCAAGUGCAUCUUGGAAACUUACAUUUAUUUUCAGUGUGUAAUAUUAUAUUAUAUUUUAAAAUUUGUGAAUUCAAAGAGACUACGAGGAAAAAUUAAUGAGAUUCGUAUUAUUUUUCCCCACUCAGAAUUCGUAGCAUGGCUCCUUGGAAAGUUGCUCAUAAAAUGUGAUAUUUUCUGUAAUGUAUUAAUGAUCUGGCAAAGACGUUUUAUUCAGACGCAGGAAAGACGCAGGAAAUAAAAUGAAUUGAAAAA